UCUCCGGCAACUUUAGAAAUUAGAAUUAGGGUUGAUGAAAUAGGAUCUGGUGGUGUACUCUGAUUUGUUGUAAUAGGAAAGCAAAACACAUCAGAGCUUCUCUCCUUCGAUGGACUCUCUACUAGCCAACUACGCCUCUUCCGACGAAGAACAAGACGAUCAGCCACACCCACACCCACACCCACCUCCAAAACACACAGCUUUGCCCGACCCAUCCUCCAUCUCCAACACCUCAUCCUCUUCCUCUUUGCUUUUCUCUUCCCUCCCCAAACCCGUAUCUUCUUCUUCGCCCAUUAUCCAAACCCCUAAAGAAGAUUCGAAAACCGUCCUCAAAUCCGGCGGGACUGUUUCAAAGACGUCGUCUCUCUUCUCCGCUCUUCCUCAGCCCAAACCCACGUCCAAUCUUUCUUCUUCGCAGCCUAAUGCCAAAAGGGUCGUCCAAUUCAGGCCUCCAAUCAAUCCCUUGGUAAAAUCGAGAGGAAUCGAUGAAGAAGAUGACGACGAGGAAGAGCAGGAGAAGAAGGAGAAGGAAAGAAGGCGAAGAAGAGAGCCCGAAUCUUCGUCCGAAACCUCUUGGGGGAGGUCUUUACUGUCGAGUAUGCCGGCCGCUAGGAACUCCGUUACCUUGGGCGCCCUUCCAUCCUCUGGUUCGGGCCGAAGAGCCAUUGUCGAAACCGAGGUCUCUGCGUCGAAUUCAGGUGCUUCUAGAACUGAGAAGGAAUCGACGGUCGAUACAAGUUCUGUGAAUCAUGAUAAUUCAGGGAAUUACCAAUUGGGUGUUGAUCAAAAUAGUGGGAAUUAUGCGCAACACUAUGGCGAUGAAAAUUAUGGACCGGGUACUGACCAAAAUGCAGGUAAUUAUGGUUACUAUGAGAAUUGCAAUUCGGGUUUUGAUCAAAAUGCAGUCGUUCACCAAAAGGUAUCUGAAUUUGGUGGUGGAGAUCGUUCAAGUUACGGUAACCAUGAUGGUUAUGGGAGCUAUGGUGAUUAUACCCAAUAUCCAAACAAUUGGGUUGAUAAAUCGACGGCUGCAGUACCGGAGAUUCCAGACGUGAAUCUAAGUUGUUUUAGAAGCGGAAAGAGAGGAAGGAAUGAGAUUCCUACAGAUAUAGUUGAGGUGAAGCAAGACGAUUUGAUCAAGGACAGGCCGAGGGAGGACCAGGUCAAGUUAACUGGAAUAGCUUUUGGGCCUUCUUACCAGCCGGUUUCAACCAAGGGGAAGCCUACGAAGAUGCAUAAGAGGAAGCAUCAGAUUGGUUCAUUAUAUUUUGAUAUGAAGCAGAAAGAGAUGGAACUAUCAGAGAGGCGUGCUAAAGGAUUCCUCACAAAAGCUGAAACACAAGCCAAGUAUGGUUGGUGACUCACUUAUGUUAAUGUUCAAAUGUUGUAUUUGAUAUGAAAGAAAUAAUCUUCAUAGUAGGGGUGUGCAUGGUGUGGUUUGGGCGGUUUGAAUACUUUUUAAUACACCACGCCACAAGUGCGGUGUAGUAGCUAGAACACACCGUGCAGUGUGAUUUCGUUGCACCAAACCGACCAAACCAAACCAUUUUUUGCGGUGUGGUUUGGGUGGUUUUCCACGGUGUAAGUGUGUUAAAAAAAUGUGUGAGAUAGAGAGGUGAUAGGGAGGAGGCGCAAAUGAGAUGAGAGAGGAAGGAGUUAUUAUUGUGUAUGAUGUGUUAGAGAAUAAUGUUAUACCCUAAUUUAAGUGGACUCCUAAUUUAAGUAGGCUCUUAGUUUUAGAUUGGGUUACUAAAAUAUAGUAUAUAUGUAAAGUUUAAUUUUUUUUAACAUAUUUAUAAGUAUAUGAUGUGGUGUGGUGCAAACCAAAAUUUCACACCGCCAAACCGCGCAUCGCACCGCACCACGCGGUUUAGCUAAGAUACAAACCAUACCGAAUCAUUCCACUUUUGACACCGCGGUUUGCGGUGUAGUGUGGUGCGGUGCGAUCGGUCGCCGCGGUUUGCAGGUUUAGAUUCUCACUCUUACUUCAUAGUAUUAUUAGUUUUCUUUUUUCAAUGCUGACUUUCGGAGACCCUUCCAUCUGAUCCUUUUUUGUUGUUGGUAAGUUAGAAAUGCUGGCUUAAGUUGAG
Molecule: messenger RNA, 2090 nt
Organism: Humulus lupulus (European hop)
Lineage: Eukaryota; Viridiplantae; Streptophyta; Magnoliopsida; Rosales; Cannabaceae
Exons: 2
Coding region: 110-1360 (416 amino acids)
Cellular component (GO): nucleus
Source: RefSeq, a predicted model, not a curated record